Molecule: messenger RNA, 396 nt
Organism: Aspergillus tubingensis
Lineage: Eukaryota; Fungi; Ascomycota; Eurotiomycetes; Eurotiales; Aspergillaceae
Product: putative GPI anchored protein
Exons: 2
Coding region: 1-396 (131 amino acids)
Source: RefSeq, a predicted model, not a curated record
AUGCGUUCUUCCAUCCUCCUCGUCGCUUUCUCGGCUCUCGCCGCUGCUCAGUCCUCCGUCGCUGUGCCCCAGGGUCAGCCCUCCGCUGCUGUCACCUCUUCCCCUGUCAUCCCCACUCAGGGCUCUCUGCCCGCUGGUGCUUCCAGCGCUCUUAUUGGAUCUAGCGGUGUUCCUUCUUCCUUCGCGAAGUCGGCCAGCGCCUCUGCUUCUACUUCCACCAAGACCUCCACCAAGACCUCCAGCUCCGACUCUUCCACCUCCACCAGCGACUCUUCCUCCAAGAGCGGCUCCAGCUCCAGCUCCAGCACCUCUUCCGGCGCUGGUGUUCCUCUCGCCACCGCUGGCCCCGUCGGUCUUUCCGUCGUGGCUGGUGCUGCCCUUGCCGCUUUUCUGUAG